CUGGAUCGGCCAUGACGGUGGAACAAAAUGUCCUGCAGCAGCACUCACAGAAGCAUCAACAGACACUACUGAACCAAUUGAGGGAAGUCACUGGUACCAAUGACAUACAGUUAUUGCAACAAGCUUUACAGGCAAGUAAUGGGGAUCUUGCAGAAGCCGUUUCUUUCCUGACAGAGAAGAAUGCCAAAGCACCACAACAGGAAGAAGCCUACUUUCACACAGGACAAACCAGCAAUGAUCGUUACAUCAGUGUGGGAAGCCAGGCUGACACAAAUGUUAUUGACCUUACGGGAGAUGACAAAGAUGACUUACAGAGAGCAAUCGCUUUGAGCUUGGAGGAGUCGAACCGAGCAUUCAGGGAGACUGGUAUAACGGACGAAGAGCAAGCCAUUAGCAGAGUGUUGGAAGCCAGUAUCGCAGAAAACAAGGCAAGCUUGAAAAGGACGCAAGGGGAGGUAUGGAGUGACUCGAUAAAUCCGUACGAUCGGAAGCGACAGGAGAGCUGUCCUGUUGGGUUGAAGAAUGUAGGAAACACCUGCUGGUUCAGUGCUGUCAUUCAGUCCCUCUUUAAUCUGCUUGAGUUUCGGAGACUUGUCCUGAACUAUGUCCCGCCAUCUGAUCCUCAGGAUGUACCUCAAAAUCAAAAGGAGCGACGGAAUCUUCCUUUUAUGCGUGAAUUAAGACAGCUGUUUGCUUUAAUGGUUAGCUCCAAACGGAAAUAUGUGGAUCCCUCAAGAGCUGUGGAAAUAUUAAAGGAUACUUUCAAAUCGAAUGACUUGCAGCAGCAAGAUGUGAGUGAGUUUACACAUAAGCUUUUGGAUUGGUUAGAGGAUGCCUUUCAAGUGAAAACUGAAGAAGAGAGGGAUGGUGAAAAACCAAAGAACCCAAUGGUAGAGCUCUUCUAUGGACGGUUCCUGGCUGUGGGGAUGCAUGAAGGGAAAAAGUUUGAGAAUUCGGAGAUGUUUGGACAGUACCCAUUGCAGGUGAAUGGAUUUAAGGAUCUUCAUGAGUGCUUAGAGGCUGCAAUGGUUGAAGGCGAGAUCGAGUCGUUGCAGGCAGAAAACUCCACCAAUUCCGCAAAGUCUGGACAAGAGCAUUGGUUUACUGCACUUCCACCCGUCCUAACCUUCGAACUUUCCAGAUUUGAGUUUAACCAAGCUCUGGGAAGGCCCGAGAAGAUCCAUCACAAAUUGGAAUUUCCAUCUGUCUUAUACAUGGACAGGUACAUGGACAAAAACCGAGAAAUCACCAGGAUCAAACGGGAAGAGAUACGAAGGCUGAAAGACCACCUUACAGUGUUACAGCAACGAUUGGAAAGGUAUUUAAGCUACGGUUCUGGUCCCAAGCGAUUCCCGCUGGCUGAUGUUCUCCAGUAUGCCUUGGAGUUUGCCUCUAGUAAGCCUGUGUGCACAUCACCAGUGGAUGAUGUUGAAACUACUCCCCCUAGUAGCAUCACAGCGCCUCAGACGACAGUCAGGCAAGAGAGCCCGAUGGAUCAAGGACCCUUGGCCGCCACAGAUGCUCCCUGCACACCACCUCUUCAACGGCCUGUCGUUCACAAACCCUUCACGCAAUCGAGGGUCCCACCAGAAAUUCCCAUGCAUCCUGCACCACGCCACAUCACAGAGGACGAGUUGAGGGUGUUGGAGGGUUGUCUACAUCGCUGGAGGAUGGAGGUGGAGAAUGACACUAGAGAUUUACAAGAGAGCAUCGCCAGGCUUCACCGCACAAUUGAUCUGAUGUACACUGACAAGACGAUGAUGCAGGUUCCUUACCGACUACAUGCAGUCUUGGUGCACGAAGGGCAGGCUAAUGCUGGGCAUUACUGGGCCUACAUCCAUGAUCACCACCAAGAGAGGUGGAUGAAAUACAACGACAUAGCUGUUACCAAAUCCUCCUGGGAGGAGCUAGAACGCGAUUCCUUUGGAGGUUACAGAAACGCUAGUGCAUAUUGUUUAAUGUACAUAAACGACACGGAGCGAUACUUAAUAGAAGAGGAGUUCGAUAAGGAAACUGGUCAGGUAUUGACUGGAAUGAACACCUUGCCGCGUGAUUUGAAAGAGUAUGUGAGGGAUGACAACCGAAAGUUUGAGAAGGAGUUGCAAGAGUGGGACGCACAACAGGAGAAAAAAGCCCAACAGGAAAAGAUGGAGAUACACACUACCCAGAGAGAACCCCAUGGAGCAUCUACCUCAGGAAAAGAAUUGGAAUACCUAGAGCAACCUUCGGCAAAAGAUCUCUCUAAAGUUUGUGAAGGAGAUACUGCAAGGAUGGUCACCAAAGCUGCCACAGAGUAUGACGACCGGGGUCCAGAGGCUGCGCUGCAAGCGGUCAUGCUGACCCCAACCAUGCAAGGUAUUAUCAUGGCUAUAGGUAAAGCCAGGAAUGUGUAUGACAGACAUGGUCCUGAGGCUGGUUUCUUCAAGGCUUUCACAGCAGAGUACUCCCGUUUGGUCAGGCUGGCCCAGGAAGAUACCACGCUGGAGAACGAUAACCGGUUAAAACAUGUGGUCGUCUAUUUCCUACACAAUGAGGCACCAAAGAAAAUUAUCGAGAGGACACUCUUGGAACAGUUUGCCGAUCGGAAUCUCAAUUUUGACGAACGAUGUCGCAGUGUAAUGAAAAUAGCACGGGCCAAACUUGAGCUGAUCAAACCUAAAGAGGUCAACAUGGAGGAGUACGAGAAAUGGCACCAUGAAUACCGAACAUUUCGAGAAAUUACCAUUUGUAUUAUGAUUGGCCUGGAGCUAUUCCAAAAGAAAAGUUACAAUGAAGCCUUGAUGUACCUUAUCCAUGCUUACCAAUAUAACAAAGAGCUGCUGUCCAAAGGGAUUUACAGAGGGCACGAUGAAGAGUUAAUGUCACACUACAGGCGCGAGUGUUUACUGAAAUUGAACGAGCAUGCUGCGGCUCUGUUUGAGUCUGGAGAUGACCAGGACGUAGAGGAAGGACUCACCACCAUGAAUGAGUUGGUCGUUCCCUGUCUGCCGCUGUUAUUGGUGGAUGAAAUGGAAGAGAAAGACAUUGUGGCUGUAGAAGACAUGAGGAACCGAUGGUGUUCAUACUUGGGGCAAGAAAUGGAACCCAACCUGCAAGAGAAGCUGACCGACUUCCUGCCAAAGCUGCUGGACUGCUCGACUGAGAUCAAAGCUUUCCGUGAACCACCGAAGCUCCCUUCCUUCUCCACGCACGAACUUUGUGAGCGCUUUGCUCGUGUGAUGGCGUCUCUCAGUCGAACCCCCGCAGACGGCAGAUGAAAAGAAACACAGAGUAUCUUUUUUCUUCUCUCUUUUUCGGGGAGCACGUUACAACCAACAAGGACUUCUUUCAUUUAAGUCUUUUUUGUUCUUUCCGUUCUGAGAUAUAACCCUCGCCUUCCCGUCACAGAGUUUGCUUGCUGCUGCUGCUAUAGAUUUUACCCAUUUUUAAAAAAAUAAAAUAAAAAAUUAACUUAACCGCAACCAAGGCGUCUAUUACCAUGAAUGAAAUUUUAAACGGCAAGACUGACAGUGGACACAGCUCAGUGUGCAUGAUGCUUUGGACCUGGUCGGAGGAAAUGGUGACGUUGGAGGAGCGAGAGAGGAAAGAAAAGAGACUGAUGUUUAAAUUAAGAAUUGGGACGUUUUGAGGCAAGAGAUACCCCUCUUUAUCUUUUGCAUCCCUGCUCCUGCCACCAGGUUUCUGUAAGUCUGUUAACUCGCCACGCUAUCAACUUUUUUUUAGAAAAAAGAACCUCAGUUCCAGCUGAUGAAUUUUAUUCUUUCCCCAUUACUCUUAAUGACAGCCAAUAAUAUUUGGAGGUGUGGGUGCCGACUUUCCCAGCAUUCCCUCUACCCCCCCCAAACCCCUCUGUUCCCCCCAGAAAAUGACGUCAUGAGGCUUGUUAAGGAACUGAAAGAAUAAAGUUUUAUUUAUGGCUAUUUUUUGAUGUAAUGACAAAA
Messenger RNA from Hemiscyllium ocellatum (epaulette shark), 3941 nucleotides. RefSeq names its product ubiquitin specific peptidase 25 (gene usp25). Gene Ontology annotation, cellular component: cytosol; nucleus. Gene Ontology annotation, biological process: protein deubiquitination; regulation of protein stability. Gene Ontology annotation, molecular function: cysteine-type endopeptidase activity; protein binding; cysteine-type deubiquitinase activity. The transcript is spliced from 25 exons. Lineage: Eukaryota; Metazoa; Chordata; Chondrichthyes; Orectolobiformes; Hemiscylliidae. Bases 12 to 3257 code for a protein of 1081 amino acids. The record is from RefSeq and is a predicted model, not a curated record.